Nerophis lumbriciformis (worm pipefish) is the source of this 1302-nucleotide messenger RNA. NCBI's taxonomy places the organism in Eukaryota, Metazoa, Chordata, Actinopteri, Syngnathiformes, Syngnathidae. The record is from RefSeq and is a predicted model, not a curated record.
AUGGACGAUCAAGCCCGGAUCAUGCAGUCGAUCGGCGGCGUCAGUCUGGCCGGCCACUCGGUACAAGGGGGCAUGGCCCUUCCGCCUCCACAUGGACACGAUGGCACAGACGGGGACGGACGCAAGCAAGACAUUGGCGACAUUCUUCAUCAAAUAAUGACCAUAACCGAUCAAAGUCUGGACGAAGCGCAAGCAAAGAAACAUGGACUGAACUGUCACAGAAUGAAACCAGCACUCUUCAGCGUUCUCUGUGAAAUCAAAGAAAAGACAGGUCUCAGCAUCCGGGGUGCCCAGGAGGAGGACCCACCAGACCCGCAGCUCAUGCGUUUAGACAAUAUGCUGCUGGCAGAGGGCGUGGCGGGACCAGAAAAGGGUGGCGGAUCUGCAGCCGCCGCAGCUGCAGCCGCUGCCUCGGGCGGGGCAGCUGACAAUUCUAUUGAACAUUCCGAUUACAGAGCCAAGCUCACACAGAUCAGACAGAUCUACCACACAGAGUUGGAGAAAUAUGAACAGGCAUGUAACGAAUUCACAACCCAUGUGAUGAACCUGCUGCGGGAACAGUCUCGUACGCGGCCCAUCUCACCCAAAGAGAUAGAGCGCAUGGUGGGAAUCAUCCAUCGCAAGUUUAGCUCUAUUCAGAUGCAAUUGAAACAGAGCACAUGUGAAGCUGUCAUGAUCCUGCGCUCCAGAUUCCUUGAUGCCAGGCGGAAAAGGAGAAACUUCAGCAAGCAGGCGACAGAAAUUUUGAACGAGUACUUCUACUCACACCUCAGCAACCCUUAUCCGAGUGAGGAGGCUAAAGAAGAGCUGGCCAAGAAGUGCAGCAUCACAGUUUCCCAGGUAUCCAACUGGUUCGGCAACAAACGGAUCCGCUACAAGAAAAAUAUUGGCAAGUUUCAGGAGGAGGCCAACCUGUACGCCGCCAAGACUGCUGUAAAUGCAGCACACGCUGCAGCCGCUGCAGUGCAGAACAGCCAGGCCAACUCCCCUACUACACCGAACUCCGGUUCCUCAGGUUCUUUUAACCUCCCAAACUCUGGGGACAUGUUCUUGAGCAUGCAGAGUCUGAAUGGGGAUUCUUACCAAGGGGCACAAGUCGGAGCCAAUGUACAGUCACAGGUGGAUACCCUGCGCCAUGUUAUCAGUCAGACGGCAGGAUACAGUGAUGCUCUUGGCCGAAACCCAAUGUACAGUCCACACAGUUUAAAUACUAAUGGGGGAUGGCAAGAUGCAACAACACCAUCGUCCGUGAUAUCUCCAACAGAGGGACCCGGCAGUGUGCACUCGGAUACCUCCAAUUGA